AUGCCGUCCUCCGCGAGCCCCUCGGCGCGCUCGACGGAACAUCUCAAUGCGCAAAUUCCCGGUGCAUUCCCAGACGGCCGCUCGCCCAGCAUAGCCUCCAUCACGACCCACCAAACGUCGCUUUCGCAGGCGCUCUAUGACCGAAGAUCCGAAUACACCCGACAGCGCAAUGUCCGCAUCAAGGUUGGCACGUGGAACACGGCGGCGCAAAAGGGCACAGAGCAGGAUGUCGGCGCGUGGUUCGUCAAGGGCAAGGGCGUAGAAGAGGCCAUGGCAGGCCUGGGAAUAGAUCCUCGAGAGAACCACAGUGAAAGUAACAAAGAGAGUGUGGCAUCGCAAGAAGCAAGACAUGCCAAAGCCACUCCCACCAUUCCACAUCACGACCCUGGGUCGGUGCCAGGAGGCGAAGAGGUGGACAUCUACGUGCUGGGCUUGCAGGAGAUCGUGGACAUAACCUCAGCGACUGAGGCUCUAAGACCAUACACUGAUCCCUCGGCUGCGAACCGGUGGAAGGCAUCACUCGAGAGUGCACUGCCAAAAGGUUACAGAAUGGUUGCAGAGCAGCAGUUGAUCGGGCUGUGGUUAGUCAUAUACGCUUCACCUGAAGUGUACCCGCAGAUCAAGAAUGUCAGCACGACCAGCGUGGGCACGGGUCUGAUGGGGUACAUGGGCAACAAGGGAGCAGUCACAUCCCGCAUUGUGCUGGGGGAGACCACACGACUCGCCUUCAUCAACUCACAUCUUGCGGCUGGAGCUGACAAAGCAUCACUCGAGCGUCGCAAUUGGGAUGUUUCCCAGAUCAACACCAGAACUCGUUUCGAACCAAUCAUAGACUCGCUAGGCUCAUCACAAAAUCAAGGAGAGGGACUGGGCGAUGAAGAGUUCGCCUUCUGGUUUGGCGAUCUGAAUUACCGACUUGAGGGCAUGCCGGGUGAUGACGUGCGACGGCUGUUCACCAUACACACCAAACACUAUGACCAUGACGACCAAGGUCGACCAUCCACAUCUAAUGACUCCGGCUAUGGCUCAAAGACCUCCAUGGAGCAAGACAGUAUGCCGCUACCGCCCGAGCUUGAUCCCGCCUCACUUCAGACGACAAUCGCGUCGCUUCUACCGCACGAUGAGCUGCACCAACAGAUGAAAAGUGGCAAAGCGUUCCACGACGGUUGGGAAGAGGGACCGGUACGCUUCCUGCCGUCCUACAAGUAUGAUGUCGGCACUGUUGGUGUAUUCGAUUCGAGUGAAAAGCGUCGUUGUCCUAGUUGGUGCGACCGGAUUCUCUAUCGGACGCGAGCGGCAAAGCAACGGUACGAUGCAAAGGCGAAGGAGCAAGAAGCAGCUCGUAAGAAGGACGAGGACAUGCGAGCAAAGGGCAUGGACUUGGCCGGCGACGAAGACAUUCUGUUCGAUUACAACCCAGAUACUGAUGGCGAGAACCUACCCGGCGCCUACGACGAGUACGACGAUGACGAAGACCCUGUGCCCGAAGUUGUCACUACCAAGGACGGUCUUACAGACGAGAUCCUGCUCGAGUACUACACGACCCAUAUGCGUGUGCUGAGCUCUGACCAUAAGCCUUUGGACGCAGUAUUUUCGCUCAAAUACGACGCAGUGGUUCCCGAUCUCAAGGCUGCAAUACACGCAGAAAUAGUGCGUGAGCUAGACCGACAGGAGAACGAAGGCCGACCGUCCAUCGCAGUAGUUGUGGAUCGCGCAACUGGCUCUUCGUCGUCUGACGAUUCCGACAAGACGAACAGCACUUUCGAAGGGGUAGAUUUUGACGACGUCAAGUUUGCCAAGUCGAAGCGGCGGGCUAUCACCAUCGCCAACACAGGACGAGUGCCUGCAACGUUUGGCUUCGCGGAUCGCCCAGUCGACCAGGAUCAGAACGCAGGACCAUUCCCAGCUUGGCUCUCGGUUACCUUCGAUCGGGAGCCUGACAAGCGCGAGCGACCAGCACCAGAUGACGUGCACGAGCGUUACACUCUGGCACCAGCUGAAGUCAUUAAUGCUGAACUCAAGCUAAAGAUUGAGAGUGUGAGCGCCGUGCGCAACCUCAACGAGGGUGAGCAAACUCUGGAAGACGUUCUGGUGCUCAGGGUCGAAAACGGACGCGACCACUUCCUGCCUCUACGCGCACACUGGCUUCCAUCUGCACUUGCCCGGACAGUUGACAAGCUCAUUAAAAUCCCUGAAGGCGGUAUCAGGAAGCUGCAGAAUCAGAUACCGGAUCGCGGCGAGGUAAAAUGGAGCGUGCCUCGGGAAAUUUUCCGGCUGACGGAGGCGAUAGAAAACUUGACCGAAAGAACGCUUGCGGAGUGGGAAAUGACCAAGAGUGAGGGCGAGAGAGCCCCUUUCAAAGACAACGCUGGGUGGCCGUUUAUCAAGAAUUACAAAACUUCGAAUAACGGGAGUUUAGACCAUGAAGAGGAGUUGGCGGCACUAUACGACGCGCUUGACUGCGACACUGCGUUCGCCGAGGCAUUUGAGCCGGAAACUAGAAGUACGGAAAAGGUCGAGAUGCUUUCAGAAGUGCUGAUCACAUUUCUGUCGAGCCUGACGGACGGUAUAAUCACGAAAAGUCUGUGGGAGAGGUUAGAGGAGGGUCUUGUCACGCGCGAAAAGUCCAGGCAGCAUCUCGAUCCGGACGACGAGAAGAUGUGGGCUCUGGAGAUUCUGGCUUCGGCGCCUAGUCACAACGCUUCUUUCUUGCUUCUACUCUCCUUCCUUCAGAACAUCGCGAAUCAGAUCAGCGAGGCAUCAAAACCUCAGCCAGAAACACCUCGAACAAGCGUAGACCUUCCAGCCAGCCCAAACGUCAAGGUGCGCAGGAGGACGCUGAGUAAGGUACACGAGGUUGCCGUGAAGCAACUGAUCAUCAGGAACUAUGCCGUCAUUUUCUCGAGCGCCAUGUUCAGGUGCAAAGAAGAGGCGAAAUUCAAGGAGAAAGACAAGGCUGCGAGGAAGGAGCGGAUGGUGAGGAUUGUGGAGCUGUUCUUAAGUAGUGGAGACGAGGGACGCUGAGCAGAUGGUAGGAAUAACAUGACGAGCGAUACCCAUAGAUUUCUUUCAAUCUCACAUGUUACAUCAA
This is a messenger RNA of Parastagonospora nodorum SN15, 3091 nucleotides long. RefSeq lists its product as hypothetical. NCBI's taxonomy places the organism in Eukaryota, Fungi, Ascomycota, Dothideomycetes, Pleosporales, Phaeosphaeriaceae. The coding region runs from base 1 to 3024 and encodes 1007 amino acids. The record is from RefSeq and is a predicted model, not a curated record. Gene Ontology annotation, biological process: phosphatidylinositol dephosphorylation. Gene Ontology annotation, molecular function: phosphatidylinositol-4,5-bisphosphate 5-phosphatase activity. The transcript has a single exon.